Komagataella phaffii GS115 is the source of this 2271-nucleotide messenger RNA. RefSeq lists its product as hypothetical. The record is from RefSeq and is a predicted model, not a curated record. The coding region runs from base 1 to 2271 and encodes 756 amino acids. The transcript has a single exon. Lineage: Eukaryota; Fungi; Ascomycota; Pichiomycetes; Pichiales; Pichiaceae. Gene Ontology annotation, molecular function: protein binding.
AUGCCAUAUUCAUAUGAUUCCAGUGGCACAUCUCAAACUAACUUUCAGGAGGCAAGUACAACAGUAAAUGCACAGGAAGUCCCACCACGGCCUAAGAAUUCAUAUUCAGUUUCGGAAAUGUUUGAAAUUCGCCAAAGAAUGGUAGAUGCUAACCAACUACUUCCUGUGGAAUCACAGCUCCCUUAUAGGUUGUCGGAAAUCAACAGAACAAUUCAUGUCGAUCUUAAAGAGGCUAGAUUACAAGAUUCCACAAAGAAAAGCUCCCCUACUGUUAACGGUUUUUCAAAUACUGAUCAUGAUUCACAGUUUCUAGUUGAUAAAAUGGAGAAAUUAUCAACCAAUGAUCAGGGAUCGAACUGGAGUUCACCUUUAGUAAGUCAUCCCUUGUUGACUAGGCAGACAUCAAGUCGGAUCUCAUCAAACAUGACUCCUCCCCCUGGCAUUACUCCUCUAGGUUCAGUUCCGCCCACCUUGGAGCCUUCUCAAAUUCAAUGGAUCUACUUAGAUGCCCAAGGGCAGGAGCAAGGACCUUUUGAUGGCCUGAUGAUGCAAGGCUGGUUUGAGGCAAACUAUUUAACUCCUGAGUUGAGGUUAAGGAGAAAAGAGGAAUCGAGUUUUCGUACUUUAGCUGAAUUGGUUCAGUCGCUUGGUGAUUUCAGGUAUCCAUUCUUGAAAAGAUUGCCCCCCAUCACUCAAUCAACUGAUCCCAUUUUCUUCCCUAAUCAUGCGGAGGUGCCACAAUGGGGUGCAAACUCUAGCAAUAGUAAGUCGAGUUCCCCUUGGAUCUCCCACCAGAACUUGUCCAUGGAUUACGGAGGGCAAAGGUUGAACUCACCAUCGACUUUCCUUCCUCAGUUUGAUUUGACUUCCCAAAUCAGAGCAGCUACUCCUCUGUCCGCUCCAAUUGUCUCUACUCCUGAUUUCUCCGCUGAAAUUUUGGGAGCUAGCACGGCUCCCCUUGGGGAAAGCAACCAGAAAGAGCUCAGUGCUACUCUGACCAAAGAGGCCGAGCCUGAGAAUAUUGACGAUUUCCCUAUUAAGUCUAUCUCUUUUGAUGAUGAACCUUCCCAAGGUUCUACUCCUGUGUCUACUGCCAAAGAUGAGCCUGAACCAAGCAAACCGGCUACGAUCUCCUCUGUUUUUGCCUCGUCUUCUGUCACUGUUCCUACGUCCGCUCCAGCCCCUGCACCUGUUCCUGCACCCACUACGGUAAGAACUUUACCAAGCCUCAGAGAAAUCCAGCAGGAAGAACUUACCAAGGCAAAACUGAGAAGACAAGCAGAGGAGGCUAGGCUUCAAGAGUCGCUGAGAUUGCAAAGGCUGAAAGAACAAGAAAAAUCCAAAAAUGAAGUAUCCACUUCACAAAAAGCAUCUGACAUUGCUCCAUGGGCCAAUACCAAAGUAUCAGGCCCUCCUCUUUCAUUAAGGCAGAUUCAAGAACUGGAAGCCAAACAACUCCAAGAACGUAAGAAGAAACAACUGAAUAACGUACAAAACCAACCUAUUGCUCAAAGAUUGUCGGAAGGGGCAGCAUCAACUUCCUUGCCCGCUUCAGCAACUUGGGCGAAAACACCUGUUGCACCUGUGUUGGCAACAAAAUCCCUGACUGAAAUUCAAAAGGAACAAGCCGAAGCACAAGCACAGAGAUUACAAAGUCAAGCAUUGAAAAACAACGCAGUGUCUUUUGCCAACGUUGCAUCAUCCUCUUCGACCCCUGUCGAACCAGAAGAUGGUUGGACCGUAAUUUCAAAGAAAGUUGUUGCCAAACCCAAACCUUCGGCAGCUGCCGUAGCAGGUGCUCUUGCCCCCAAACAACCAUUAGCACCCUCUGCUUUGCGUGCUUUGUCUGCUCAAGGAACCGUUGGUACCACAGCCAACACCGCUACCAGGUCAUCGCAGUCGGCUCCUCCAAGUCGACAAUUCCUUGAUUGGUGUCGAUCUCAAUUGGUACAACUGAACAAGAGCGUUAACAAGGAGGAUCUCCUGAGCAUCUUGCUUCAACUUUCAGGAGGUUCAGAGUCUCAAGAGAUUAUUGCAGACACUAUUUACUCCAACUCUUCUAUAAUGGAUGGUAGAAGGUUUGCUAGUGAGUUCUUAAAGAGAAAACAAGUUGUCGAGGCUUGGAUUGAGAAGAACGGUUUUGAAUUUGACUGGUACGAAGCACAAACAAAAACUUUGAACGACGUUAAUGACAGCUCCAAGGAUCAGGAUGACGAAUGGGACAUGGCUUUCACUAAGGUGGUCAGUAAGAAGCCAAAGAAGAGAGUGUAA